AUGGUGGCGACGCUAAACCCGCCGUACUACCUCCUGGGCAAGGAGUGUGGCUACUGCAAAUGUGACAAGCCCGACUGGCACGCGGUGGCCCUGUUCCAACUGCUGGAUCGCCGCUGCCACUCGACGACGCUCGGCACCACCGUCCACGCCAUGUCCCCCCACGACUACGACCACUUCAUCAACCACGGGUGGCGGCGCCUGGGGACGUUUCUUUACAAACCCAACUUGUUGGACAACUGCUGCCGCCUAUACACUAUUCGAACCCGGUUGGCGGACUACCGCCCCACCAAGCACCACCGCAAAGUGGUCAACCGGUUUAUCCGCGAGAUCUCGGGGGCUGACGCCAAACCGGCAAAGGGACCGUUUGACGUAUACCGCCUUCUCGAGGCGGAAAAGACGCUGACCCGGUUCAGAGUGGAGUACGAGCCGCUGGCGUUCACUAAGGAAAAGUAUCAGUUGUACCGCAAGUAUCAGGUCAGCGUCCACAACGACGACCCCGCCGACGUCGACGAAAAACAGUUUGAGCGGUUUCUCUGUCGCCACCCGUUUGCGUCCGUGCCUGACGUCAACGAAGUGCAAGGGUGGCCGCAAAGAUGGUCUCGUCAAGUUCCCAAAAACACCACCGCCUACCGCGGCCCCAUCCACGAGUGCUGGUACCUCGACGAACGCUUGAUUGCCGUCUCGGUGCUUGACGUGCUCCCGCUGGGCCUCUCCUCGAUCUACUUCAUCUGGGACCCCGACUACGCCCACCUCAGUCUCGGGACGCUCUCGGGCGUGCGGGACAUCCUCAUGACCCACGCCUGGGGGUUUGACUACUACUACUUGGGGUACUACAUCCAGGACUGCGUCAAGAUGAAGUAUAAGGGCGACUUUGGCGGAGAGCUCUUGGACGUGGCCAACAAUGUCUACGUCGCCAAGACCAGGGUCGACGAGUUUAUUGACCACGGGCGUUUAUUCGUAUUGGGAGAGACCGGACAAACUACCGAGCCGCAAUGGCGUGAGGGUUUCCCCAUACCGUUCGCCGAGUCGUCGCUUAGCGAGAAAACCGACGGCGAGGCAAUCAACGUUGCCGACGCCGUUUACGGCACUGCUUCAGACACCACCAGUGUGGCGCAAUCACACUUUGACUAUAUCCGUCGCCACUACGGCAUCAAGCUGGUGGCGUUGAUGGACCACCCGCAAAUCAAGCCGCUUCCAGUGGUGAUGCCGGGCGUCGUCCCCAUGGCCCAGAUGCGAGCGUGGCUUGAAAAAGACGAUCUAAGUGACUCGACAGUGAUUAAGGUGAACAUCCAGGGCCACACCACCGAGAUUGAGUAUGGUGAUCUUACCGCGGCGUUUCGAGGGAUUGUCUUUGAUAUGGUCCGCGUGUUUGGUCUCGAGCCGUUCCAAAAGGGGGACAUCAUCAUUGACAUAUAG
Diutina rugosa is the source of this 1416-nucleotide messenger RNA. Its product is annotated as arginyltransferase. Gene Ontology annotation, molecular function: arginyl-tRNA--protein transferase activity. The transcript has a single exon. Gene Ontology annotation, cellular component: cytoplasm. Gene Ontology annotation, biological process: protein arginylation. The coding region runs from base 1 to 1416 and encodes 471 amino acids. Lineage: Eukaryota; Fungi; Ascomycota; Pichiomycetes; Serinales; Debaryomycetaceae. The record is from RefSeq and is a predicted model, not a curated record.